This is a messenger RNA of Chelonia mydas (Green sea turtle), 11406 nucleotides long. RefSeq names its product calcium voltage-gated channel subunit alpha1 A (gene CACNA1A). Gene Ontology annotation, cellular component: neuronal cell body; membrane; voltage-gated calcium channel complex. Gene Ontology annotation, molecular function: high voltage-gated calcium channel activity. NCBI's taxonomy places the organism in Eukaryota, Metazoa, Chordata, Testudines, Cheloniidae. Gene Ontology annotation, biological process: calcium ion import across plasma membrane; chemical synaptic transmission. The transcript is spliced from 48 exons. The coding region runs from base 1594 to 8412 and encodes 2272 amino acids. The record is from RefSeq and is a predicted model, not a curated record.
GUUUCUAGGUUUUCCAAACUGGAGGUGGAUGGGGAGGAGAAAAAUCUGCCCCAACCUGCCUUUCCUCUCUCUCAAUCUCUCUCUUUCUCCCAGAAACUCCACUGGGUUAGGCUGGGCAGUGGCAACUGAUUGGUCCCAGGCCAUCAUGUGCUAAGCGUUGCUGAGGCUUUGGGAUGGUCUGAGCUUGCAUUAAAUUGAUCAGUUCCUGCACAUUAUAGCUCAACCUGCCCGUGAAUCAGAUCUUUUUUUUUUUUUCCAUUUUUUUCUCUCUCUCUCCCAGUCCCUCCCUCCCUAACACCAGUCUUAUUUUAGCUAUAACCCAGGAGGAGGAGGAGGAGGAAGACAGGGCAGAAAAAAAGACUAGCCAUUGCAGCAUCCAGGAAACCCUUAUGAGUAGAUGGUGGAUGGGACCUGCUCCUUCUCUCUUCUUUUUCGUUUUUGGAUUUUACAGGAUUUCUUUGCUGCAUUCAACUCCAAGAUGAUGCAAAAUUGACAUUCAGGCGCUCACACCAAAAUCAUAAUAAGGCAGGAAGCAGAGACCGCCGGUGAACUUGCAACAGGAAAAAACCAACCAAACAAAAAAUCCAGCCUACAUCUUAAGACGCUUAGCAAGACCCCAAUAGCCUUUUAUUCCUCUCCAGAUCUUGCAAGGUUUUGAAGACGGCAGGAUGAUGCACAAGUGAAAGCAGAGACCUUGGGGGGGGGUGUCUUUUUUUUUGCUUUUUUAAACAUUAUUGUUAUUUUCUUCCCUGAUGCUAACAUUUUGGGGGGGCGAGGCUAAGGGGAACGCACUGAUUUUAAAAACAAAUGUUAGGGUACAUUUGUUUUCAAGCGUGCAAAGCUGAACAGGACAGAGGAAGGGUUGCAUUCUUUAUUUUUUAAUUUCUUUUUUUUUUUUUGCCAAAAAUUGCAUUGCAAAUAUAUAGUUGCGGGCCCGUUUUAUUUCUUUGUAGCGCACUUCCCCACCCCCCGGGCUUGAAGUGAGGAGCUGGUGCAUUCAGGGGUUUUAAAUUGAAUGUCGGGAGGGAGGGAGGGAGGGAGGCAGGGAGGAGGCGCUGCACUUGCUAUAUUUGAUCGUAAUUAUUUGUAUUUCGUUACUUUGCUGGGAGUGAGACAUUUUUUUAAAUUGCUUUUUUUUUGGGGGGGGGGGGUUGGGCUGGCGGCGAAUUGCGGUUUUUGGGUUGCCAUUCUGUUUUGUGGGUGGCUCUUUAAUUAUUCUUUUUAGCGCUGGCAACCCUCGGGCGAGGUUGGCGCAUCGAUGAGUUGUUAUUUUUAAUUGCAGAGCACCAUUUGCCGAGGGUGGUGCGUUCGUUUUUUCAUUGCAAUUUUCUUUGGGGGGGGCUGUGCGUGCGCGCGUGUGUGUGCGCGGGGGUCGCAUCGGUGCCUUCCCUGAGCGGGGCGGAGAGAGGCUUGAGGAAGGAUGGCCAGGGUCUCUGGUGCUUUCGCCGGCCGUGCUCCUGCCUGAACGUCCCCCUCCUUCAGCUGCCAGCCCCCCGAGCAGCCGCAGCCGCAGCAGCCGAUGGGAUGUGACCAGCUUCUCUUCUCCGGCAGCGUCCUCAGCAUCGUAACCCCCGGCCCUUUGCUCUUUGCAGGAUGGCUCGCUUCGGAGACGAGGUGCCGGCCCGCUACGGGGCUGGCGGCUCCGGGGGCGCUGGCUCCGGGGGCGCGGCGGGCGGUGGAGGCGGCCGGGGUGCAGGGGGCAGCCGGCAGGGCGGACCGCCCGGGGCCCAGAGGAUGUACAAGCAGUCGAUGGCCCAGCGAGCCCGCACCAUGGCUCUCUACAACCCCAUCCCCGUCCGGCAGAACUGCCUGACUGUCAACCGGUCCCUGUUCCUCUUCAGCGAGGAUAAUGUGGUGAGGAAAUACGCCAAAAAGAUCACCGAAUGGCCUCCUUUUGAAUACAUGAUUUUAGCUACUAUCAUAGCAAACUGCAUUGUUCUUGCUCUGGAGCAGCACCUGCCUGAUGAAGACAAGACCCCGAUGUCAGAACGACUGGAUGACACAGAACCAUAUUUCAUCGGAAUCUUUUGUUUCGAGGCUGGAAUUAAAAUCAUCGCCUUAGGGUUUGCUUUCCACAAAGGCUCCUAUCUGAGGAAUGGAUGGAAUGUGAUGGACUUCGUGGUGGUUCUCACAGGCAUCUUGGCGAAAGUCGGCUCUGACUUCGACCUGCGAACGCUGCGGGCAGUUCGUGUGCUCCGGCCACUAAAGCUGGUGUCGGGGAUUCCAAGUUUACAAGUUGUUCUGAAGUCCAUCAUGAAGGCUAUGAUACCUCUGCUACAAAUUGGCCUACUCUUGUUUUUUGCAAUCCUUAUUUUUGCAAUCAUAGGAUUAGAAUUUUAUAUGGGAAAAUUUCACACCACCUGCUUUGACUUGGUGACAGGCGAAAUCAAGGUCGAUGUUCCAUGUGGGACAGAAGAACCAGCCCGCAUGUGCCCCAAUGGGACAGAAUGCCGUGAGUACUGGGAAGGCCCGAAUUACGGGAUCACGCAGUUCGAUAACAUCCUGUUUGCUGUGCUGACUGUCUUCCAGUGUAUCACCAUGGAAGGGUGGACCGAACUCCUUUAUUAUAGCAACGAUGCCUCAGGGAACACUUGGAACUGGGUGUACUUCAUCCCCCUCAUCAUCAUUGGAUCCUUUUUUAUGCUGAACCUUGUGCUGGGGGUGCUGUCUGGGGAGUUUGCCAAGGAAAGAGAGCGGGUGGAGAACCGGCGGGCGUUUCUCAAGUUGAGACGGCAGCAGCAGAUUGAGAGGGAGCUCAACGGCUACAUGGAGUGGAUCUCCAAAGCGGAAGAAGUGAUCCUAGCGGAGGAUGAGACGGAGGAAGAGCAGAGGCUCCCGUUUGAUGUUGGAGCUCUGCGGAGAGCCACCAUCAAGAAAAGCAAGACAGACCUGCUGAACCCGGAGGAAGCAGAUGAUCAGCUGGCCGACAUCUCCUCAGUGGGUUCACCCUUUGCUCGAGCCAGCAUCAAAAGUGCCAAGCUGGAAAACUCCACCUUUUUUCACAAAAGGGAGAGGAGGAUGCGUUUCUAUAUCCGCCGAAUGGUCAAAACUCAGGCCUUUUACUGGACAGUCCUCAGUCUGGUAGCACUCAACACCUUGUGUGUUGCUAUAGUACACUACAGCCAGCCAGAUUGGCUAUCCGACUUCCUCUACUAUGCAGAAUUCAUUUUCUUAGGACUCUUUAUGUCCGAAAUGUUUAUAAAAAUGUACGGGCUCGGAACGCGGCCUUACUUCCACUCCUCCUUCAACUGCUUCGACUGCGCCGUUAUCAUAGGGAGCAUCUUUGAGGUGGUCUGGGCUGUCAUGAAGCCUGGAACAUCCUUUGGAAUCAGCGUGUUACGAGCUCUCAGGUUAUUGCGUAUUUUCAAAAUCACAAAGUACUGGGCUUCCCUACGGAACCUGGUGGUGUCUCUCCUGAACUCCAUGAAGUCCAUCAUCAGCUUGCUGUUCCUUCUCUUCCUCUUCAUCGUCGUCUUUGCCCUUUUGGGGAUGCAGCUCUUUGGGGGCCAGUUCAAUUUUGACGAUGGGACCCCUUCCACCAACUUCGACACUUUCCCAGCAGCAAUAAUGACAGUAUUUCAGAUCUUGACUGGCGAAGACUGGAACAUGGUAAUGUACGAUGGGAUCAAAUCUCAGGGCGGAGUCCAUCAGGGGAUGGUGUACUCGGUCUAUUUCAUUGUUCUGACCUUGUUUGGUAACUAUACCCUGCUGAACGUGUUUUUGGCUAUCGCCGUGGAUAACCUGGCUAACGCACAGGAGCUCACCAAGGAUGAACAAGAAGAGGAGGAGGUGGCCAACCAAAAACUUGCACUACAGAAAGCCAAGGAGGUGGCGGAAGUGAGCCCCCUGUCUGCAGCCAGCAUGUCUAUAGCGGUGAAAGAGCAGCAGAAGAACCAAAAAUCCUCCAAGUCUGUCUGGGAACAGAGAACGAGCGAGAUGCGGAAGCACAAUCUGCUGGCGAGCCGGGAAGCCCUGUACAAUGAGCUGGACCCCGAGGACCAAUGGAAGAUGACCUAUGCCCGGGCCAUGCGGCCUGACAUCAAGACCCACCUGGACCGGCCGCUGGUGGUUGACCCCCAGGAGAACCGCAACAACAACACCAACAAGACCCGGCCCAGCGAGCCCUCCAUGGAGCAGCGCUUCAGCCAGCAGCGGGCCGAGGAUUUCCUGCGCAAGCAGGCCCGCUACCACGAGCGCUCGCGGGAGUUUAGCAGCUCCCGCAGCUAUGAGCAACCUGAGGCAGAGGGUCUUGAGGCCCGACGGCAGCGCAGCGGGAGCAAGGAGACUGAUCUGAACCAGGACGGCACCUACCGGGACCUGGACUAUCCCAGCCAGGGUCACGAGAGCAGCCAGGAGCAGGGCUUCCGCGACAGCACCUCGGAGCGGAUCAGAGCUGUCGACCCCCACCGCAGGCACCAGCGCCGUCAAGGGGGCAGCAAAGAGAGCCGCAGCGGGUCGCCCCGGAUGGCCGAGGGCGAGCGGGAUCAUCGGCGGCACCGGGCUCACCGCCGGAUUGGAGAGGAGGGCGGCGGGGGCAGGGACGAGGGCAGCAAGGUGGAGCGGCGACUGCGGCACCGGGAGGGGAGCCGGCCCUCCUGCGGGAACGUGGAGGGGGAGCAGCUCGACGGGGAGAGACGCCGGCGCCACCGGCAUGCCGCGCAGUCCACCUACGACACCGGCGGCAAGAGGGACGACAGGGAGAGGCGGCACCGGCGCAGGAAAGAGAACCAAGGCCCCAGCUCAGUGCCCGGCCCGAACCUCUCCACCACGCGGCCGAUCCAGCAGGACAUGGGGCGCCACGAGCCACAGGUGGCGGAGGACAUAGACAACAUGAAGAACAACAAACUAGCCACCACGGAGCCCUCGAUCCCCCACAACGCCAGCCACCUCCAGAGCCCAGCCAAGGUGGGCCACCAUGCCAACUGCAUGGCCAUCCGGGCAUCCCACAACCUUCCUGGCACCCUGGGCCAGCCGCCCCCCAACUCCCAGAAUGCUGCCAACCGCCAGGCACCCAGCAACCUGCCCCAGCCCGGGCCCCCGAAAACCCCCGAGAACAGCCUUAUAGUCACCAACCCCAGCACCCAGAACAACCCAGCCAAGGCUGCCAAGAAGCCCGAGCACACCACAGUGGAUAUCCCAGCCACCUUCACACCACCCAUCAACAACACCGUCGUGCAAGUGAAUAAAAAUGCCAAUCCAGACCCACUGCCAAAGAAGGAGGAAGAGAAGAAAGAGGAGGAGGAUGGCGAGCAGGAGGGGAAUGGGCCCAAGCCCAUGGUUCCCUACAGCUCCAUGUUCAUCCUCUCCACCACCAAUCCGUUCCGCAGGCUCUGCCAUUACAUCGUGAACCUGCGCUACUUUGAGAUGUGCAUCCUGAUGGUGAUCGCCAUGAGCAGCAUCGCGCUGGCCGCUGAGGACCCUGUGCAGCCCAACGCUACCCGCAACAACGUUCUGCGCUAUUUUGACUAUGUCUUCACGGGCGUCUUCACCUUUGAGAUGGUCAUUAAGAUGGUCGACCUGGGGCUGGUUCUUCACCAAGGCGCCUAUUUCCGGGACCUGUGGAACAUCCUGGAUUUCAUCGUGGUCAGCGGAGCACUGGUGGCCUUUGCCUUCACGAGCAGCUCACGAGGCAGCAGCAAAGGGAAGGACAUUAACACCAUCAAAUCACUGCGUGUCCUCCGUGUCCUCAGGCCCCUGAAAACCAUCAAGCGAUUGCCAAAGCUCAAGGCUGUCUUUGACUGCGUGGUGAACUCUCUCAAAAACGUCCUCAACAUCCUCAUCGUCUACAUGCUCUUCAUGUUCAUCUUCGCUGUGGUGGCCGUCCAGCUCUUCAAGGGCAAGUUCUUCUACUGCACGGAUGAGUCCAAGGAGUUUGAGAAGGACUGUAGGGGCGAGUACCUGGUCUACGAGAAGGACAAUGAAGUGAAAGCCCAGAAGCGGGAGUGGAGGAAAUACGAGUUCCACUAUGACAACGUGCUGUGGGCACUCCUGACUCUCUUCACUGUGUCCACGGGGGAAGGCUGGCCACAAGUCCUCAAACACUCGGUGGAUGCCACCUAUGAGAACCAGGGCCCCAGCCCCGGCUAUCGUAUGGAGAUGUCCAUCUUCUACGUUGUCUACUUCGUGGUCUUCCCAUUUUUCUUCGUGAACAUUUUUGUGGCCUUGAUCAUCAUCACGUUCCAGGAACAGGGGGAUAAGAUGAUGGAGGAAUACAGCCUGGAGAAGAAUGAGAGAGCCUGCAUCGACUUCGCCAUCAGUUCCAAGCCCCUGACCCGGCACAUGCCUCAGAACAAGCAGAGCUUUCAGUACCGCAUGUGGCAGUUCGUGGUGUCGCCGCCCUUCGAGUACACCAUCAUGGCCAUGAUCGCCCUCAACACCGUUGUCUUAAUGAUGAAGUUCGACAAGGCCUCAACUGCUUAUGAGGACGUGCUAAAGAUGUUCAACCACGUCUUCACUUCAUUAUUUUCCCUGGAGUGUCUGCUGAAGAUCAUGGCCUUUGGAGUGCUGAAUUAUUUCCGUGAUGCCUGGAAUAUCUUUGAUUUUGUCACAGUUCUGGGUAGCAUCACAGACAUCUUAGUGACAGAGUUUGGGAACAACUUCAUCAACCUGAGCUUCCUGCGGCUCUUCCGUGCUACCCGCCUCAUCAAGCUCCUGCGCCAGGGCUACACCAUCCGCAUCCUGCUGUGGACCUUCGUCCAGUCCUUCAAGGCCCUUCCCUAUGUCUGUCUGCUGAUUGCCAUGCUCUUCUUCAUCUACGCCAUCAUCGGCAUGCAGGUGUUUGGUAACAUUGGCAUCGAAGACGAAGAGGAGGACUCGGCUAUCACAGAGCACAACAACUUCCGCACUUUCUUCCAGGCCCUCAUGCUUCUGUUCAGGAGCGCCACCGGCGAGGCGUGGCACGAGAUCAUGCUGUCGUGUCUGAGCGGGAAGCCCUGCGAUGAGAACUCGGGGAUCAAGGAGCAUGAGUGUGGCAACGAGUUCGCCUAUUUUUAUUUUGUCUCCUUCAUUUUCUUCUGCUCCUUCCUGAUGCUGAACCUGUUUGUGGCCGUCAUCAUGGACAACUUUGAGUACCUGACCCGAGACUCCUCCAUCCUGGGGCCCCACCAUCUGGACGAGUACGUGCGUGUGUGGGCAGAGUACGACCCCGCUGCUUGUGGCCGAAUUCAUUAUAAGGAUAUGUACAGUUUAUUACGUGUUAUAUCUCCCCCACUGGGCUUAGGCAAGAAAUGCCCUCAUAGGGUUGCUUGCAAGAGGCUGCUCCGCAUGGACCUGCCCGUGGCUGACGACAACACCGUCCACUUCAACUCAACCCUCAUGGCUCUGAUCAGGACCGCACUGGACAUCAAGAUCGCCAAAGGAGGAGCCGACAAGCAGCAGAUGGAUGCCGAGCUCCGGAAGGAGAUGAUGGCCAUCUGGCCCAACCUCUCCCACAAGAACCUGGAUCUCCUUGUCACCCCUCACAAAUCCACGGACCUGACAGUUGGGAAGAUCUACGCCGCUAUGAUGAUCAUGGAGUACUACCGGCAAAGCAAGGCCAAGAAGCUCCAGGCCAUGAGGGAGGAGCAGAAUCGAACGCCGCUCAUGUUCCAGCGUAUGGAGCCACCGUCCCCCACCCAGGAGGGAGUCCCGGGGCCGAACGCUCUCCCAUCCUCUCAUCUGGACCAAGGGGGUGGCCUGAGUGCGCCUGAAGGGGGCAUCAAGGAGAGCCAGUCCUGGGUCACCGAGCGGGCACAGGAGAUGUUCCAGAAGACAGGCACCUGGAGUCCAGAGCGAGGUCGCCCCGAAGACAUGCCCAACAGCCGUCCCAAUUCCCAGUCUGUGGAGAUGAGAGAGAUUGGGAAGGACGGCUACUCAGACAGCGACCACUACCUCCCUAUGGAAGGGCACGGCCGGGCUGCCUCCAUGCCACGACUCCCUGCUGAAAACCAGAGGAGGAAGGUGCGACCCCGAGGAAAUAAUCUCAGUACGAUCACGGACACCAGCCCCAUGAAGCGCUCGGCUUCCAUGCUGGGCCACUCGCGCUCCAAAGGCAUCCGGCUGGACGACUACUCCUUGGAGAGGGUCGUUCCCGAGGAGAACCAGCGGCAUCACCAGCGGCGGAGGGAGCGGAGCCACCGGGCCUCGGAGCGCUCGCUCAGCCGCUACGCGGACGUGGACACAGGGCUGGGCACGGACCUGAGCAUGACCACGCCAUCGGGCGACCUACCUCCCAAAGAAAGAGACCAGGAGCGGGGACGGCCCAAGGACCGGAAGCAUCACCACCAUCACCACCAUCACCGGCAUCCCCACCCCUCCUCCGACAAGGAGCGCUAUUCGCAGGAGAGACACGAGCACAGCCGGCCCCGCUCCAGAGACAGGCGCUGGUCCAGAUCCCCCAGCGAGGGCCGUGAGCACAUGCCCCACAGGCAGUAGUUCGGUAAGUGGCAGUCCAGUCCUUUCAACAUCCGGCACCAGUACCCCCAGGCGAGGACGCCGCCAGCUCCCACAGACCCCUUCUACACCCCGGCCACACGUGUCCUAUUCCCCUGUGGUCCGUAAGGUCAUCAGCACAGGCCCCCAGCAGCAGCCGCAGUCAGUGCAUCACCCCAGCAGGAUAUCCACCCCCGCGCCGAGACGAUACCCCUCGCUCCCCGCCGAGCCCCGGCUGGCAGAGCGGCCCGGCAGGUCGCCCGCCAUGGAGAGACACACGGUCCCGCCGCGGAACGAUUCACCCCGAGCCUCCCGCCAUGCCAGCAGCCGGUGGUCGGUGCCCCACGUCUCCGAGCCGCACCCGGGACCCCGUCGUGGCGGUUAUUACCGGAGUCCGGACUGCGCCGCACCCCCCAGCAAGGAAGCCUUCUCCUAUGAGACCACGCACGUCAGCAGCUCAGGGCGUUCGCCCAGGACUUCCCGGGCGGGAGGCGGCUCUUCACCCUCCAGGCCUGGGCGGCGACUUCCUAACGGAUAUUACCACUCCCAUGGAGCAGCCAAGCCACGCUCGCGCCAAGGACUGCAUGAACCCUCUAGCGAAACUGACGAAGAUGACUGCUGCUAACCUGGAAGCGGUUUGACACACACACGCACACUUGCAACACACACACUGGACAGAGACGACAUUACCAGAUUGGGGAGGGGCGGGGGGAGGAAAAGCACAUGGAAAUCACAACAAUCUGCCCUAUGGGGAGGUGUCUGGAGAGAGAGUGCUCAAAUUGCAGAGAGGGAAGUAACUUUGGUUGGAGGGGUUUUCUCGGGGUGGGGUGGGGGACAGGGUUUUGGGAUGGGGGAGGACAAGGGAUCUAGGGACCAGAGCAUGUUUAUCUUUUACAGAUCAAGUUGUGUGUGGUGGUUCGGGGGGGGGGGAGUGGGGGGAAAAAACCACCCAGUUCUUCAGAAUCUAAAGAAGAUUUUAAAAAAAUGGGAGAAGGGACUACAAUCCAUGCAAAAUGCCCUCAGGUAGCCUCUCCCACAUGCAGCAUGUGUCUGUGGCCCUGAGACAGCAGACCGGUUUUCCUCGGGUGCUUGGCAUGGCAGGGUGGGGAGGGGGGGAUGUGCUUGGAUGUGACCCUCCACCCUCAACAAAGAAGUUUUGACAAAAAUUCCACACCAGAAACAACAACAGCAACAAAUCUCGACAAAAAAAAAAUAUCAGUAAAAAGGAGGGGGGAAAAAGACAAAAGUAUUUUUUUCUGAACUUCUAUUGAUGAGUUUUAUCAUCUCGACUUACCUGGUUAACUUCAAAACAAGUAAAGUUUGUGGCCUGCCAUUUUGAAGGACACGCACGUGCACAACCCCGACACACACACACACACACACAAAGGAGUGCUUGCUGGUUAUACCAAACCCUAAUUAUUACUGCCUGCAGAGAUAAACAAACAGAAACCCCCCCACACACAAAAAUGAGAAAUAAACAAAUACAACUAAACAGAAAGAAAAAAGACAAAAAUAAUAAUGGGGGGGGAGGGGAAAGCAUUUUUCUUCCGACAUUUUGGUCCUGCUUGAAACUAACAAAACAAAAAACCCGAAAACGUCAAAAGAAAAAAAAAGUCCUUGGCUUCUUUUCCUUUUUCCUACUUUGUUUGAGAAAAAAAAUUAAAAGAAAAACACCCCCGUGGGAUUGGGACUGUGAAAUAUUGCAUGAGAAAACUACAAAAAAAAACGUUAAAAGAAACAAAUGAGAAAAAACACACACAAAAACCCUAAAAAAAUUAAAAAAAGGAAUUUUUGAUUGAAAUGUUCUCAGUUCUUGGUGUGAAAUGCUCUGAGAGUUUGCUCUUUCCCUAGAAAAUGCAGUGACACAGCUCUUCCUCCCCCCGGCUGAAGGGUCCGACCGGGGGGGUAUCACCUCCAGAUUGUUCAGCCACAUCUCAUCUUUCAGUCUAGCAAGAAAGGCUGCAGCUGUUACAGUGAAGAAAAUCUUGAAAAUCUGACCCCUACUGUGAGCCUGAGUCUGCUGAGAGCCUGAACCGACAGCCCAGAGCGGGGAACUGUCCUGCUUAUGUCAUAGGUGGUUGACUCAGAUACCAACAAUGAUAACUUGAAAUGUCAGUAGUGUUAACUCUUUUGCUGCCCAUCAAAUCCCUAAGUAAAAGUGCAGGAGGAUCGCGCUGGGACAAUCAACACAAUAUGUUCUUACUGGUAUUGCAGGACCCCAGCGUGCUGAGGGCUGUACGUUGCUGGGUAGGUGAAUUGGUAGCACUUAGCAGCCCCUGGCCUGGCCCAGAACACCACUGUGCUUGGCCCUGUACAAACAGAACAAACCGUUCCUGGUUCCAGUCUUAACUAAGCUACCAUCACUUGCCCUGCAUGGCUUCUGGUUUGGGCAAGGCCUUCAGCGGCACGUUGGGUUCCCCUUCCCACAGGCGGGGCUUGGCGUCAUAAGGUUUGGGAACAGCUGUUUAAAGGAGAACAGGAAUGCUGUGCACAACGACGCUGCAAACUGAGCCCCCAAGGCCUGGCUUGUUACUGCACAGCAAUAGCAAGGUGGACAGAAGCUUUUCAAGUACAAACUAGCAGAUGGGAGUCCUUGGGCUCGGACCUUCUUUGGUUACUAACAAACCCUCCAUCCAUCCAUCCCUCCGUACAUCCACCUCCAUGGGGGAGCUCUCCACCCAUCUCUGUCUCUCGACCCCCUACAGAUCUCUGCCCCCAUCUCUAUCUAUCCAUCCCUAUACAGAUCUCUCCACCCAUCUCUAUCUAUCGACCUCCUACAGAUCUCUGCCCCCAUCUCUAUCUAUCCAUCCCUAUACAGAUCUCUCCACCCAUCUCUAUCUAUCGACCCCUUACAGAUCUCUGUCCCAUCUCUGUCUAUCCAUCCCCUACAGAUCUCUCCAUCCCUCCAUCCCUCUCUAUGUCUGCAUCCCCUACAGAUCUCUCCACCCAUCUCCAUCUAUCCAUCCCCUAUAGAUCUCUCCACCCAUCUCUAUCUAU